Messenger RNA from Ochotona princeps (American pika), 2955 nucleotides. It is a transcript of the gene CTTNBP2NL, whose product is annotated as CTTNBP2 N-terminal like. Bases 379 to 2298 code for a protein of 639 amino acids. The transcript is spliced from 6 exons. Lineage: Eukaryota; Metazoa; Chordata; Mammalia; Lagomorpha; Ochotonidae. The record is from RefSeq and is a predicted model, not a curated record.
GCCGGCGUCUCCGGGGUAGAUGCCGGGGUGGGAGCGCCAGGAGCCCCGGCCCCGCCGCCAUCCCUGCGGCCCAGCCCCUGAGGGGGCGGCGCCCGUCGCCUCCCCGGCUCGCUGCUCCCGGAGGAGGCGUCUCCUCCUGCCCUGAGGGUCCUGGCUGCCGGGGCCGCCUUCCCAGCUCCUGCGCAAGGCCUGCCCUCGGGACACCCUCGCCCCGGCGCGGGACGCACAGGCUCCCAAUUCCUCACUGGACACUAUUCUACCACGCUGAUGGCAUUUUAACUAUAGUUGUCAAUUUUCCCAAAUUUUAACUGAAGAAAACCCUAAGAAAUUUAUACUUGAGGACAAAAGUGUAACUCCACCAAUUAACAGGCUGACAGAAUGAAUCUGGAAAAACUCAGCAAGCCUGAACUCCUGACACUAUUCAGUAUUCUUGAAGGAGAGCUUGAAGCAAGGGACCUUGUGAUAGAAGCUUUAAAGGCCCAACACAGAGACACUUUCAUUGAAGAACGUUAUGGAAAAUAUAACAUCAGCGAUCCUUUAAUGGCUCUGCAGAGAGAUUUUGAAACACUGAAGGAGAAGAAUGAUGGGGAGAAGCAGCCCGUCUGCACAAACCCACUGUCCAUCCUCAAGAUGGUGAUAAAGCAGUGCAAGAACAUGCAGGAGCGCAUGUUGUCCCAGCUGGCUGCUGCCGAGAGCAGACACCGAAAGGUGAUCCUAGACCUUGAAGAGGAACGGCAGAGGCACGCACAGGAUACAGCUGAAGGAGACGAUGUCACCUACAUGCUGGAAAAGGAGAGAGAAAGGCUGACUCAACAGCUGGAAUUUGAAAAGUCCCAAGUAAAAAAAUUUGAGAAAGAGCAGAAGAAGCUGUCUAGUCAGCUGGAAGAGGAACGCUCGCGCCACAAGCAGCUGUCAUCCAUGCUGGUGCUCGAGUGCAAGAAAGCCAGCAGCAAGGCCGCCGAGGAGGGCCAGAAGGCCGGAGAGCUGAGCCUGAAGCUGGAGAAGGAGAAGAGCCGGGUGAGCAAGCUGGAGGAAGAGCUGGCAGCCGAGCGGAAGCGGGGCCUGCAGACCGAGGCACAGGUGGAAAAGCAGUUGUCCGAGUUUGACAUCGAGAGGGAACAGCUGAGAGCAAAACUGAACCGAGAGGAAAACCGGACCAAAACUCUGAAAGAAGAGAUGGAAAGUUUGAAGAAGGUAGUGAAGGACCUGGAAGCCUCCCACCAGCUCCAAGGCCCACAAGGGCAGCUGAAGAAACCAGCAACCACGUCCCAAGGCACGGCAACGGAGCCGCCCAUGUUAGUGUCUGUGUUUUGCCAAACAGAGAGUUUUCCAGUGGAAAAAACCCACGGGAGCAACUUAGCCAAGGUGACAAGCCCUGGGCUGCCUGGUCCUUCCAGUCCUGCUUACUCUUAUGUCAAAGCCAACGGCCACUGUGACCCGGAAGCACAGACAGCCAGGGAGCCGAGCACAGGCAGUGGUGCUGAAAACCAAGUGCCUCUGUGCGAGAAGUCCGCAGCAUUGGCCCAGGAGAAACCAGUGGAGAAUGGCGGGUGUCCAGUGGGAACCGAGACCGUGGUGCCAGCAGCCACUCACCUCCCUUCCAGUGGGAGCUCCCUGUCUCCCAGUAGCACCGCCUCCUCCUCUCUCACAUCCUCACCCUGCUCCUCACCAGUGCUCAGCAAACGCCUGCUGGGCUCGUCAGCCAGCAGCCCCGGCUAUCAGUCCUCCUACCAAGUAGGGAUCAACCAGCGCUUCCACGCAGCUCGACACAAAUUUCAGUCCCAAGCCGAUCAGGACCAACAAGCCAGUGGGCUCCAGAGCCCUCCAUCCAGGGAUCUGUCCCCCACCCUCCUGGACAACUUGGCCGCCAAGCAGCUGGCCCGAAACACAGUCACUCAGGUGCUCUCACGAUUCACCAGCCAACAAGGGCCCAUCAAGCCUGUCUCUCCCAACAGCUCUCCCUUUGGCACAGACUACCGUAACCUGGCCAGCACUUCCAGUCCCCGAGGCGACAGCAGCCACUCGCCUACUCCAGGGAAAGUGUCCAGUCCUCUGAGCCCCCUGUCUCCGGGAAUCAAGUCCCCCACCAUCCCCAGGGCUGAGAGAGGGAACCCUCCACCCAUCCCACCCAAAAAGCCUGGCCUCACCCCUACUGCAUCUGCUACUCCCCCACUGACCAAAACUCAUCCGCAGGCCUCCUCUCUGGCCACCACAGAAGACCUCGCCAGCAGCUGCGCUGCCAACACCAUGGUGGCCAACGGCAAGGACGUUGAUAUACUUUUGCCCACCAGCAGCUAGUCCCCGAGGGCAAGUCUCCACAUUUGACAUUCCAUCCUGCUUCAUCCGGAAGCUCCAAGUCAGACCAUUGAGUCAGAGUGUGUAUGUUAUUUAUUUUGAUAGUGGCUGAAACCAUCUGUAUAAUGCGUUUAGUGGGUUGUACCUUUUUGUAUUUUUCUUUUUUAAGUAGAAACCUAGGCGUUUCAAUUUUUAUGGCUCCCAUCUUUGUACUGAAGCUAGAAGGGCACUCAGACGUCUCAAGCUCAGCAGUUGCUGUCACGUUGUUAUGGAGAAAGCUGAUCGACUGGCAGGUGGUGAUGUGCUGGCUGUUUGGGGACCAGCAUCUCUCAACCCUCAUUCUUGAAUUAUGCAGAAGCGAUUUGUGCAGAUUUUUAUUCCAAAUGAACAUGUUCUAAAAGUGCCUGAAAUAAGCCUGCCAUGUGAAUGUGAUUUCUGCGGCAAAAACACAAAACGGAUCACUGAAUUGCAGAGAAUGAGAUCCUCUGUGAAUUCUGAAUGUUAAGCACCAACACUACUUUUAAUCCUCUUGUCCUGUGUUUAAUACAAGCUUCAUGUUCUGCAGUCAGGCUGUCUCCGCAGAACAGGAGCCCUGGAGGUAGGGUGGCCUCGAGGGAUUGCUGAGCUGGCAGAGCCCUGGAGCAGCCCUCCUGAGCUCCA